AUAAUGUUGGUUCCAGACACUGAGGAGAUGCAGCAAAAGCGAAGCCAGAAAGUUGCCGAGAUGGACCUCGAAGAGGAGACGGGAAAACCAGAACUCCAGGCAGAGGCUCCAGUUGAAACGAUAUUUGGCUUGUAGGCGAGGCGGAGAUUUGACGAAACGCCAUAUAACGUUGACACUGAAGAAGGGCAACAGGUUUGGCGAAGUUUUGCUUCAGAGAGAUGGAUGCAGGUUCCAGGUACCAAUGGGAGAGGCGUCGGCUGCAGUCACGACCUAUGGCAGAAAAGAUGGCAGCAUGGAUUUCUUUGCUCCGCUAUGGAUUCUCCAGGUGUGGUGUCAGAUCCAGAGAGCAAGGCUCCAUCAACAGGACCGCAUCAGGUGGCCCAAGAGUUUCCCAAGCGUGACGAAGCUCCAUAUAAUGAUGGAUCCGGAUACUGAAGAGAUGCAGCAUACAAAACAUGAGCAAAGCCAGAAAGUUGCCGAGAUGGACCUCGAAGAGGAGACGGGAAAACCAGAACUCCAGGCAGAGGCUCCAGUUGAAACGAUGUUUGGCUUGUAGGCGAGGCGGAGA
Molecule: messenger RNA, 568 nt
Organism: Scaptodrosophila lebanonensis
Lineage: Eukaryota; Metazoa; Arthropoda; Insecta; Diptera; Drosophilidae
Exons: 3
Coding region: 242-556 (104 amino acids)
Source: RefSeq, a predicted model, not a curated record